Molecule: messenger RNA, 2351 nt
Organism: Arachis stenosperma
Lineage: Eukaryota; Viridiplantae; Streptophyta; Magnoliopsida; Fabales; Fabaceae
Product: anoctamin-like protein At1g73020
Exons: 16
Coding region: 29-2008 (659 amino acids)
Biological process (GO): chloride transmembrane transport
Molecular function (GO): chloride channel activity
Source: RefSeq, a predicted model, not a curated record
UGAAGGAGGGGAAUUUUUGUUUUGGAAAAUGAAAGAGAAUGUGGAACUGGUAUUUGAGAUUUGUGUGGUGAUUCCCAAGAGAGAGGCGAUUCUUAAAGGAGAUGAAGACUUUGAUUGCGGCAAUGUCUUUGCCAAGGAGCUUAAGAAUGCAGGCUUGGUUGUUGACAGAGUUAUUGGCAAUUCAGAUGAGUUCUUCAAGGUGGCUGCACCUUUGGAGACAUUGGGGAGGGCUGCAGCUGAACUAAGAAUCAUGAAAAGAACUCACAUUGGUAUGGAUUUGCAAUUUGAUAUGGUGGAGGUUGAUGCUUUUGUCAAACAGCCAGAUGGUUCACUUUUUAGUUGGUACGAACGUUUUCAGUGCUACUGCCACUUAAUGCACGGAAUUGUAAACAACAGCAAAUCAAGCAGAAUCCUUAAAUUCAAUAGAAGGGAAAUCCGUUGGGAAGUCGGAGAGCAUCUCCUUCCAAAAUUGGAAUCAGAGAUCAUUAUUAAGCAAAUAUUUCCUUUGCAUGAUGACAAGAUUAGAAAGAAACUCCUUAAAACCUGGGCUCUUCAAUGGUGGGACUUCACAACUCAGCCAGUAGAUGAGAUUUAUGCAUAUUAUGGUUCAAAGAUCGCAAUCUAUUUUGCUUUUCUUGGAAUGUAUACACAGUGGCUGCUCUUCCCUGCUGUGGUUGGGCUUAUUGUGUACUUCAUAGAUUAUGGGUCAGCGAAUUUAGUAGUGCUCCCUGCUUUCUUCAUUGCGGUCAUACUAUGGGCUAUUAUGUUUUCUCAGUUCUGGAAACGGAAAAAUGCUGCACUUUUAGCCAGGUGGCCUAUUACCUAUGGAAAUGCAGUUGAUGAAGAAUACAAGGUUGUUGGCAUGAAGGGUAAUGCUCAACCCCGACAGAACCCAAUGGACCUCAUAAAAUUACUCGAGGCUGAUAGAGUGAAGGGAAAGAAAGUGUUCACGAAAUAUGAGUGGUUUAAUCAUCUUUUGCGAAUCAGGAACGAUGCACUCAUUAUCAUCAGCAUAAUAUGCCUCCAGUUACCAUUUGAGUUGGCAUAUGCUCAUCUUUAUGAAGUUCUUAAUAAAGAUAUAAUUAAGUUUGGGCUCACUGCUAUUUAUCUUGCUACCAUUCAGUACAUUACUAAGCUUGGUGGCAAGGUUUCUGUUAAACUUAUCAUGUUUGAACACAAUGAAAACCCGGAAACACGAGCUGAUAGCUUGGUCUACAAGGUGUUUGGUCUGUACUUUAUGCAGACAUACAUUGGAAUCUUUUAUCACGCGUUGUUGCACCGAAACUUUGGUACUCUUCGCAAAGUUCUGAUUCAGCGGCUCCUAAUUUCUGAGGUGGUUCAAAACUUGAUAGAAACUUCAUUGCCUUAUAUCAACUACAACUAUAAAAAAUAUGCCGUUCGACAAAAUAAGGAGAAGGAGGAGAAAGGAUCAUCUGGAACAUUCCAGUUUACUUCUAGAGUAGAGAAAGAAUUCCUUAAGGCUUCUUACACUGCCAGCACUGGCGAGGAGCUUGAGGAUGGGUUAUUUGAUGAUUUUUUGGAGUUGGCACUGCAGUUUGGAAUGAUUUUGAUGUUUGCUUGCGCAUUCCCACCUGCAUUCGCUAUGUCUGCUCUGAACAACAUUAUGGAAAUCAGGACAGAUGCUUUGAAGCUACUAGCAAUGAUGAAGCGGCCUGUCCCUCGUGCGUCUGCAACAGUAGGAGCCUGGCUUAACAUUUUUCAGUUUCUCAUAUUGAUGUCCAUUUGCACUAAUUGUGCACUUCUAGCAUGGCUAUUCGAUGAGGAGGGAAAAUGGAAGAUCGAGCCAGGACUCGUCGUGAUUUUGAUAAUGGAGCAUGCUCUAUUGUUGAUUAAGUUCGGUUUCUCUCGAUUGGUUCCUGCGGAACCAGCUUGGGUUAGAGCCGCCCGUGCGAAAAACAGUUCGCAAGCACGAGACAUGUAUACUAAGAGGCUCUUGAGGACCAUUUCUGGAGGAGAAAAGACAAGAGAGCUGAAGAAGAUUGAGUAAGUUUUGAUGAUGUUUAUUUUUUUUGAAUCUUAGAAGUCACUUCAAUGCUGCAAGGUGGUGAAAAAUUGCACAAGCCAGGCUUGUUAUUUUUGUUGUAUGUUGUUAGGAAGGGAUUUUGUUGUUACUGUGGUGAUAAGAAAUUGCUAGGUAGACUUUUUUUUUUUUCCGACCGGUGUCUGAGGUUCGGCCUCGACUAAUCCAGACCCAACCCGGCCGGUAGCAUUUUUGGCUUUGAUAGAUAGUCUUCCAACAGGGAUAGCUGCAUUCAUAAAGUUUCAAACUCCAGACCUUAGGUGUUGGUAAUGCUACUUAUACUAUAUAGCUCAUUACUUAUAAUUGUGAA